Molecule: messenger RNA, 2421 nt
Organism: Colletotrichum aenigma
Lineage: Eukaryota; Fungi; Ascomycota; Sordariomycetes; Glomerellales; Glomerellaceae
Product: putative transcriptional regulatory protein
Exons: 9
Coding region: 1-2421 (806 amino acids)
Biological process (GO): DNA-templated transcription
Cellular component (GO): nucleus
Molecular function (GO): zinc ion binding; DNA binding
Source: RefSeq, a predicted model, not a curated record
AUGGACCUGGAUGAAGACGCCAAGCCGAACCUGAUGGCAUUGGACAUGAGCGCGAACGCGAGCGUCAGGAGCGACUCCCUCAACGCGUUCGACCACCCUGACAUGCAGCAGCAGCAGGGGCCGAAAGCAGCCAUCAAGCGCAGAGCCCCAAUCGCCUGCCGAAGUGUCUUCCCGCAACGCGGCCAGCCAGACCUCGACCGCGAGUAUCGGCACCCGCGUUUACGGGCCGAGAAGGCCGCCAAACGCGAAGCCGACAAGGCUCGUCGCAGCGCUGCCUCUGACGGCGUCCCCCGGGGCCCAGGCGCGCCGGCCGCCCGGAAGCCCGCGGACGAGUGGGCCCUGCUCCCGCCGCUCCCUGAGAUCAUCGACGCCGUCCACGUCUUCACGAGCAAGUACUUCCAGCUCGGCUUCAUCCCGAAAGAGCUGCUGCCUCAGCAGCUGCACCGCGACCACCGCUCCGUCAGCGUGUUUCUCGUGCUCGGCAUCCUCAGCGUCUCGGCGCGCUUCUCGCCCACGCUGACCGAGCGGUACGGAGGGGAGAUGAAGGCCGUCGACUUCUUUAUGGAACGGGCCAGCAGCCUGGCGUUGAAUGAACUGUACCAGGAGCCGACGCUGGAGAGGUGCCAGGCAUUCUAUCUGCUCAGUCUGGCGCAGCAGGGCAGCGGAUGGAGGAACCGGAGCUACAUUAACAUUGGGAUUGCAACGAGAAUGGCCGUUUUGAUGCACUUGCAUCGGGAAGAGUUCUACAAGAUGAAGAAUCCUACCAGGGAGAUGAUCAUCAGGGCGGAGUCGGCAAGGAGAACUCUGUGGAUGCUUCACAGUCAGGAUAACCUCCACUGCGGCGCCUUGUCGCCCGUCUCCCUCGCCGCCAACGACAUCACCGCCCUCCUCCCCAGCAACGAGGACGACUUCGCCAACGGCCGCGAGCCGUACUCCCGCGCAGCUCUCGAGGACACGCCACCGGCGCGCGACAACCCGUCCCUGAUCCACCAGCCCUCCCGAUCUCUGUUUGCUAGCUUGAUCCAGGCACACUAUUACUGGGGCAAGGUUGCUAGGCGCGCAAUGGCGACGAUGAAGAGCGCCAACCCCUGGGACCCGACGAGCGAGUACGCGAUCAUGGCGAAGCAGCUAAUGAACUGGGAACACCAGCUUCCUGCCGACCACCGAUGGAGCAUGGUGUUGCUGAAGGGACACAAGACUGUUGGCGAGGAUUUGGCCUAUUUGGGUGUCACGAUGAUUACGAAGCUGUGCAACAUUGUUCUCAGGAGGGCGUACUUGGACAAUAUCAUCAAGACGGACGAAAAGGACACCCAACGCCGGAGCUUCUUCUCACAAAUGUCUGACGACCUCUUCCGCAACGUCCGGGAGCUGUACGAGCAGGUUGACGCGCAGUUCAGCGUCAGGUCGUCGGAAGAGGGUGUCGGGGCCCAGAUGGCUUCCUUCUGCGUUUACAGUUGCGGCUUGUUUUCGACGUACAUGGUCAAGUACAAGAACAUCUGCUCCGACAAGUCCAUCGUAGCACAAGCGCCGAACAUGCUCCAGCGCUGCAUGUCCAUCCUGAUCGAAUCCAAGCAGACAUGGCCGCUCGCGUCCCGCUGGCUGGAGUCCCUCGAGCGUUUCUCCCGCGAUCCCAAGGCUGCCGCGUAUAGUAGCAUGGCAGACGGCAAUGACCGCACCCUCCGCCCAUUACAUCCCUCGCCCUCCACCUUCAACAAGCCCCGCGCAGAAACCCCGAAAUACCAACUACCCGUCCCUCUCCCCGGUCCCCCGGCGACACCCCUCAACGAGAAGAAACCGCCGCCCCUCCGCCACAACAGCACCAGCAGCAACACCUCCAACAUCCUCCCCCCGCCGAGCCCGUCGCCCAGCAUCCAGCAACAACACCAGCCGCAGCAACAGAACGCCCCUUUCCCGCUGCCGCCCCUGAAUACGCCUCAGUUGCUGCAGCAGCAGCCUCUCCAACACCAACAACACCUCUCUCCGCACCAACAACCACCACCGCAACAACACAUGCACCAAUUCCACCACCAACAACAACCGCCUCCUCCUCAAAGACACCACCAACCUCCACCUCCGCACCAGCACCAGAUGCAACAGCAACAGCAACUACCCCCGGAGCUGCAGCAGCACUUCUCCCCGACAAUGUACGCCCAGGCCCCGCCGCCAUACAGCCCCAACAACGGCAUGGGCAUGCUCGUCCAGGCCGCCUUCGACACCACCAACCCCAUCGGCUCACCGGGCUACGACCCGAAUGUGGCGGUGUUCUACUCGUCCCCCGGCUCCGCGAGCAUCACCCUCGGCCCCGGCACCGACGGCUUCGAGUGCGAGCUGCAGAGCUGGUUCGACGGCACCGCGCCCGUGCAGGCGACGAGCUGGAUAGGGAAUGGCGCCGCGGGGUUGGGGUGGUUUGGGUCGAACUAA